This is a messenger RNA of Paralichthys olivaceus (Japanese flounder), 1826 nucleotides long. RefSeq names its product zona pellucida sperm-binding protein 4-like. Gene Ontology annotation, biological process: binding of sperm to zona pellucida; prevention of polyspermy. NCBI's taxonomy places the organism in Eukaryota, Metazoa, Chordata, Actinopteri, Pleuronectiformes, Paralichthyidae. The record is from RefSeq and is a predicted model, not a curated record. Gene Ontology annotation, molecular function: structural constituent of egg coat; acrosin binding. Gene Ontology annotation, cellular component: egg coat.
CCGACUACUACUUGAACUGUGGCAAGACGCAGGCACGCAGCAUCUUUAUUCAGAGGGUCAGUGGCUGAGGUUGACCUUUCACUUGGAUCCAUGGCUGGGCUCAGGGUCGAGCUGCUGGUGGGGCUGGUUGGGCUUCUGCUGCUGUCGGUGCAGGGCUGGGAGCGGAUCGACGACACGAAGCUCCUCAGUCUCUACGAGGCCGGGCGCUGGGCUGAAGCUCGUGGCUUUGCUUUGGAAGAUGACAGCACUGGCUAUGAGGACAAUGUAGUGCAAAUUCCUGAAGAUGAACUUCCUGAGGUUGAAGGUGCUGCCACCAGUAACAUCGAUGCUUUUGCCGACCAUGGAUUCCAUGUGGAAGGUGACCAUUCUGAUUCAAGUCAUUGGCCCAGCGGUACAAAUGAUCAAAUCGAGGUGGAAUUUGUGAAAGCCCCACCAAGGAGUUGGACCAGUAGUACCAGGGAUUCUAAUGGCCUAGAUGUUGUCUGUACUGAAAAUGGCUUCCAAAUUACUCUGCAGACAGGGCAAUUAAGUGAAGUUAAAGUUUUGGGCUCAACCGACUUGUUGCCUGUCAUGGAUGCUCCAGAGUCUUGUGGUUAUGAUGUGAACCCUCUUGGGAACACUUUGACUGUACCUUUUGGUGGAUGCCAUGUAAAACAUUCCUUUCAGACGGACAGCUACAGCCUGCAGUUACUGUACAUCAAUGAGUUUGGUCAGACACAAGUUGCUGCAGCGACUUGUGAAGAAAGUCUGAAGUUUGGCCCUGGCCUGCGUCCUCGCGCUGUAGCCCAAACUAAGGAAAAGUGCAAUAAGCCAUCACCAGCACAAAAUUGUGCAGUUCCUACGGGGGAGCGGGUGACUUGUGGCACGUCAGGAAUCUCCUCCACAGAUUGUGAAAAGAUGGGCUGCUGUGUGGAUUCUUCGACAUCAGUUUGCUACUAUCCACUGGAUGAGUGCACUGGGGAUCAACACUUUGUGUUUGCCAUUCGCUACGACUCUGCAUCCAUCCCUGUGGACACCACCAAGCUUGUUAUUUCUGGAAAUGCAGAUUGCAAACCAGUUAUUGUUAAUGACAAGGUCGCUAUCUUCAAGUUCAAAGUUACAGAAUGUGGUACCCGUGCCUAUGAAGUGGGUGAGACAAAGAUCUACUUGGCUGAGGUGCAAACAGUUGUCCAAGCUCUGAACCUAAAGUAUGGUGUAAUUACAAGAAGCGACCCACUCAGAUUCAUGGUUGAGUGCCGCUACAGCAAAGAUGGUAAUGCUCAGCAGUCACUGGCCAGCGUUGGCUACAUGGUCAAGACCCCAUCAUCCGGGUUACCAUCCUCAGUUAUCGCCACUGGCUUGUAUGCUGCUCAGUUGAGAAUUGCUACAGAUAGUACAUACUCAAGUUACUUGCCCACUUACCAUCAACCCUUACGACUGCUCCUUGGCAAACCGGUGUAUCUUGAACUGCGUCUGAGGUCUCCCAAACCAGACGCCGUAAUUCUCGUCAACUACUGCCUAGCUUACCCUCGCUCUGCAAAGAAUGCACUUGUGCUUGUUUAUGAAGGCUGUGCCAACCCUUAUGACACCAACGUGUCCAUCCUUAAAGUCAGUGAUCUUCCCAAAAACCGCAACCAGAGGCGCUUCAUGGUCACUGCCUUCCAGUUCAUGGAUCAAAAGACAAACAAGUACCUUGAUGAAGAAAUUUAUUUCAUGUGCUCUACGGAAAUUUGUUGGCCAUUAGAAAAGACAUGUGAAGAGCGGUGCUUUGAUGGAAAGGCACCAUAGGGAUUUCCUGGAACACCUACUGAGAUGAACUGAAACAAUAAAUGCAACAUUUUAUACUA